GUUUGUGCCAAUGUGUAUAUAUAUAACGGCACAGAUCACAACCAGACUGACUCUCCUCCGACCGCCCAGCCCAAGGACUGUCUGAUCUUCCACCCCUCAACGACCAUGGGCAAAGUCCUCCUUCUGUGCCUGGCCGCGCUGAGCUUUGUCGGGAUCGGAGCAGCCCUGCAGUGCCUGAAAUGCGACUUCACCGUAUUUGGCAUCCCCUGCCACACCACCACCGUCACCUGCAAGGACGACCAGCUCUGCGCUAUCAUCCGGGGCCGUGCAGCCGGCCACAAGCUGAUCAUGAAGAAGAACUGCGUUGACAAGGGGAAAUGCCACACCAACGACACCUCGUCCUUCGCGGGCAUCACCUACAGCACCUCCUACGAGUGCUGCGAGGGUGAAUUCUGCAACUCGGCCGCGGGCACCGGGGCCCAGCUCUCCCUGGCCGCAGGGCUGGCCAUGCUGGGGGCCUGGCUCGCCCAGGGCCUCUAAUCCCUGCUCUAGAAGCCGGGAGAGAAGAGGAAAUAAUUUCUGUUGGGGGGCAAAAAAAAUCCAUCCUGACCUUGCCUUUAAAUAGCCCCACCCCUUUUCUUCUUAAAGGGGCACUUGUUAGCCAGAGGUGAGACCCAAUCUUUGGCCUUUUCUUGGUUGUCUUAAAUCAUUAUGACCUGGGGACGAAGGGGAAAGACCCUCGGGGUCUGUCCGGAGAAGGAAAAUAUAUCUCCCAUUCUUUCGUGGUGGCCCCCUGAA
This is a messenger RNA of Chrysemys picta bellii (western painted turtle), 738 nucleotides long. RefSeq names its product sperm acrosome membrane-associated protein 4-like. Gene Ontology annotation, biological process: sperm-egg recognition. Gene Ontology annotation, cellular component: membrane. Lineage: Eukaryota; Metazoa; Chordata; Testudines; Emydidae. The record is from RefSeq and is a predicted model, not a curated record.